ACAAAUUGGGUUUUUAAAUAUGGUCAAGAUACUGCUGGGGUGUACAGGGAGUGUGGCCACCAUCAAGGUGUUAAAUAUAAUUGAAAAUCUUUUGAAUUCUGUGAAUGAUGUAGAGAUUAAAUUAAUUGUAACUCAGAACUCCAUGCACUUCUUCAAUGUUCAUGAGGUUCCUAAAGAAGUUAAGGUCUUCAAGGAUGAGGAUGAAUGGUCAGCUUGGAAGCAGAGGGGGGAUCCAGUUGUUCACAUAGAAUUGGGCAAAUGGGCUGAUUUAUUUCUGAUUGCUCCACUUGAUGCAAACACUUUGGCUAAGAUGGCCAAUGGACUAUGUGACAAUUUAUUGACAAGUACAAUAAGGGCUUGGGAAAUGAGUAAACCGUUAAUAUUCUGUCCGGCAAUGAACACUAAAAUGUACAAUCAUCCAUUAACGGAGUCUCAAAUAAACAUUCUAACGAAUUGGGGCUACUACAUGGUGCCGGUCAUCGAAAAGACAUUGAUUUGCGGUGAUACAGGUUUAGGGGCUAUGGCCGAGGUAGCUACAAUAGUUGAGUAUGUAAAAGAUAUAAUUCACAAAUCGACUAAGUAACGGCCCAACGGAAAAAUAAACAAAUUUAUUGGUGUAUAGUAAAAACCAUUGGUUCAAAAAAUGAAGUAGUUAAAUAUACAAAAUACUUAUUUAAAA
Nicrophorus vespilloides is the source of this 679-nucleotide messenger RNA. RefSeq names its product phosphopantothenoylcysteine decarboxylase. Gene Ontology annotation, cellular component: phosphopantothenoylcysteine decarboxylase complex. Lineage: Eukaryota; Metazoa; Arthropoda; Insecta; Coleoptera; Silphidae. Gene Ontology annotation, molecular function: phosphopantothenoylcysteine decarboxylase activity; FMN binding. The record is from RefSeq and is a predicted model, not a curated record. Bases 20 to 583 code for a protein of 187 amino acids. The transcript is spliced from 3 exons. Gene Ontology annotation, biological process: coenzyme A biosynthetic process.